This is a messenger RNA of Solanum tuberosum (potato), 489 nucleotides long. RefSeq names its product non-specific lipid-transfer protein 1-like. NCBI's taxonomy places the organism in Eukaryota, Viridiplantae, Streptophyta, Magnoliopsida, Solanales, Solanaceae. The record is from RefSeq and is a predicted model, not a curated record. Gene Ontology annotation, molecular function: lipid binding. The transcript has 3 exons. Gene Ontology annotation, biological process: lipid transport. The coding region runs from base 1 to 489 and encodes 162 amino acids.
AUGGCCACUAGCCCUAGAUUAAUGCUUCUUUCAUUCAUCCUGAUAAUUUACAUGGUGGUGGCACCACCACCGGCUAAGGCGGUGAUCACGUGUGACACCGUCUACGAUGGCGUUAAACCAUGUCUUAACUAUGUGUUGUUUGGUGGAAGUGUUCCGAUAGAUUGUUGUAAUGGACUUGAAUCUCUUAUCGCUUCUGCUACUACUACUGCAGACCGUCAGAGCGCGUGCUCGUGUGUAAAGAGUCUUGCAUCGCAUGCCACGGACGAAGAACUUAGUCGCGCUGCUAGUAUCCCCGGACAAUGUGGAGCAAGUGUUCCUUUCGAGAUUAGCCCAAAUGUUGAUUGCUCAAAGGGUAGCUUUCGCGGAUUUUCUGGGUUUGCAACUUUGCUCAUGUUCUCACGUGAAGAUGACGAGCAAGAUGGGGUCGGGUCACUUUAUGUGGAUAUUGGGAAUGGAAAGAUAAACAACAACUCCAACCAAGAGCAGUAA